AUGCAGUUGAGAUUCGUUUCCUUUUUUCUUCUUAUAUUCUCUGGCUUCUCAAUCAGUAUCGGUCUCCCGCACGAGAUAUGCAUGAAUACUAUGAAGGGGGUCGGCGCCAAGAUGGAGACAGAAAUAUGGCCAAGCUUCGAUAAGCUUGUCUGUUCCAAGGGCAAGAGUCCUGGAGCAGAUGACUGGCCCUUUCUGGAGAAGCAGGUACUCAUACCUCUAUGGGACAAAUUGCAAAAGAAGGGGUUAAAAUUACCAAACUACAAAGCGAAAAUAAAGCCGUUAGCGGAUGCGAUUGUGGCUGAAUGUGCGGCGAAGCAAAAGACAAACUUCUGCAAGAAACCUGAACUUGAGAAAAUGAAGUCUUGUGCGGUCGAUAAAGCGAUGGGCUUUAUUAUGGCGAACAUGGACAUUGCAGACAAGUACGGGAACGAAGCUAAUUGCAAAAUUGCGAAGAAAUGUCUGGAAGAUGAAUCCCUCUGGAAGUGGGGGAGAAGUAUGGUCGUCAAAUUCGCUAAGAAAGUGACUUGA
Molecule: messenger RNA, 528 nt
Organism: Penicillium psychrosexuale
Lineage: Eukaryota; Fungi; Ascomycota; Eurotiomycetes; Eurotiales; Aspergillaceae
Exons: 1
Coding region: 1-528 (175 amino acids)
Source: RefSeq, a predicted model, not a curated record